Molecule: messenger RNA, 1038 nt
Organism: Elgaria multicarinata webbii
Lineage: Eukaryota; Metazoa; Chordata; Lepidosauria; Squamata; Anguidae
Gene: C5HXorf58
Product: chromosome 5 CXorf58 homolog
Exons: 8
Coding region: 1-1038 (345 amino acids)
Source: RefSeq, a predicted model, not a curated record
AUGAGGAGCAGCCUUCGCUUGGCGAUACUCGGCGACGGCGAACAUGACGGUGACAAAGAAAGGCGGAGAGCUCAAGAAGAACAUGCAGCUAGAACUAUUCAGAAGAUGUGGUGGCGUCACUUAAAGUUAAGACUGUUUAAACUUCUGAAACACACAAUUUGUGCAGCGGAGCACUGCAUUAGCUAUGACAUUUUGAAAAGAGUGAGUCCUUUGGAGGCUGAACUUCUUAAAGACCCUACUGUUCAGUGUAAAGUCCGAUUCAGAUUUGCUGGGUCUGAAUUUCCCCCUUUUGUGGUGUUCAAGAUAUAUUGCAAGUCAAGAUCACAAAAGAGCAAGUACAUUAGUGGGAAAAAAGUAAUAACAUCAACAAGUGAGGCAGCUAUUGAUGCCUGCAAAUUAAUGGGAUAUCGGAAGUAUUAUAAACAGAUGCUGCAGGACGAAGUUCAGAAUAAGAAAUAUGGAAUAACAGAUGAGAUGGAUGUUGCUACAAUAAAAGACUACGUGAAAUAUGUCAGUUACAUCGAUGAGAUUCCAUCACACUUUGGUGGUAGGCAUAACUACUGGAGAAAACUGUCUUUGGAAAACUUUCCCAGAGCAACGAUACUGUAUGACAUCAUGGACUAUGCAGAGUCUAGGAAGAUGUCUGCCAGGCUUAGGGCAGAAUUGCCAUUUCUGCUGCUAAUACCACAGAAUGAAGAAAUGUGUCGUGCUCAAGUCUUGGCUGUUUGUCAUAUCAGAUCUCCAUCACCAUGUUCCACAGCUGCCACUCUAUCAAAACUAGACCAAAAAUCAGUGUACAGACCUUCUGAACGUCGUUCUUACCAAGCUCGACAGAAAAUUGCAAAAAUGAGGAAGGCAUAUAGGAUUGAGAAAGGAGGAGUGGAGCCAUUUUUAAGUGGUUAUGCAGAAACUAUGGUUUUAUUCAAUGAAAGCCCAAGCAACCAAAGUCUACUUUCAGUUGAAGACUGGGAGAAGGAGGCAGUACAGCUCUAUGACUGGGCCAGAUCACUACGAACUGAAGAUAUCGGGGAAGACUAA